This is a messenger RNA of Dujonia railenensis, 1452 nucleotides long. The record is from the annotation of a GenBank genome assembly. NCBI's taxonomy places the organism in Eukaryota, Fungi, Ascomycota, Pichiomycetes, Serinales, Debaryomycetaceae.
AUGGUGACUAUUUCAAUUAAAAACGCUGGUAAGGUGUACGAUAUUGAAGUCGAACUUUCAGAUUCUGGAAAACUCUUCAAAGAUAAGAUCCAAGCUGUUACAAAUAUCCCACCUGAAAGACAAAAAAUCUUGGUGAAAGGUGGUAAGGUCGCCGAUGAUGUUACUAUCGAAUCAUUGAACAUUCCAGAAGGGAAGCCAGUAAUGGUUUUGGGUACCCCCGAUAAGGGCUUGCCUAGCAAGCCAGUUGAAAAACAAGUUUUCUUGGAAGACUUGAAUGAACUGCUGUUAUAUAAAGUUGACAAUGAGCCUUCUGGGUUAGUCAAUUUGGGUAACACUUGUUACUUAAACAGUUCCCUUCAAGUAAUGUUCCUGAUAAGCGACCUUAAGGAGAGGUUAGACACCUUCGCUGCCAGCUCUGGAGCCAAUUCUGCCUCCACGUUAACUGUAGCACUUAAGUCAUUAUUUGGGCAAAUGAAGAAGAAGCAACAAAAUGUGAAUCCUACUAUAUUCUUGACUUUACUCAGGAGUAGCUUUCCACAAUUCGCAGAACGUUCAGACCAUGGGUUCUAUAAGCAACAGGAUGCUGAAGAAGCGUAUCUGCAAAUAUUAAGCACAUUGAAUUCUACCUUAAAAGUCGAAGAUCUUUUCAGAAUCAGCUUCAAAGUAAAAUCAAAGUGUCUUGCGCUCCCAGAUGAAGUUCAAACCACUUCAUAUGAGGACUCAUCCAAGCUUUCAUGUCAUAUCACAAUUUCUACCAACUUUCUCAGAGAUGGUAUAUUGAGUGGUUUGAAAGAAAAAAUAGAAAAAUUUAACGAUACUUUACAGUCCAAUGCAGAGUAUGAAUUGAGCCGUACUAUUACCAGGCUCCCAAAGUAUUUAACAGUGCAAUUUGUAAGAUUUUACUGGAAGAGAGAUACUCAAAAGAAAUCAAAGAUUUUGAGAAAGGUUCAAUUUCCCUUCGAGUUGGAUCUUUCUGAGAUGUUGGAUGAGGACAUUAAACAGGAGAAGGUUAAGGUUAGAGAUGAAAUUAGGAGAGUUGAAAAGGAUAAUUUAGAACUCAUUAGAGAUUUCAAAAAGGCCAAAACUGUUGCCUCCAAUUCGCUGGCUGCGCUCGUAAACAAUGAAGAAGAGGAAUUGAAGCUUUUAUCCAUAAAAUCCAAAUUUCAAGACGACUUGAAGGCAGCAUUACCUGAUCUCAAUUUGGAAACCACCACUGAGAAUCCAUCUUCAGUCUACCAAUUACAAGCCAUCAUAUCACACAAGGGUGCAUCGGCAGAUUCUGGACAUUAUCAAGCUUUUGUCAAAGACCCAACAGAUUUCGAUGGUGACAAAUGGUGGAAGUAUAACGAUGAUAAGGUCAGUGUAAUUGAGAAGGAAAAGAUUGAACAGUUAGCUGGAGGUGGUGAAAGUGACAAUGCCCUUAUUUUACUCUAUAAGGGAAUUGGCCUUUGA